Molecule: messenger RNA, 4863 nt
Organism: Cyprinodon tularosa
Lineage: Eukaryota; Metazoa; Chordata; Actinopteri; Cyprinodontiformes; Cyprinodontidae
Gene: dpf3
Product: D4, zinc and double PHD fingers, family 3
Exons: 12
Coding region: 110-1285 (391 amino acids)
Biological process (GO): nervous system development
Cellular component (GO): nBAF complex
Source: RefSeq, a predicted model, not a curated record
UGUAUUUCUCUCUCUCUUUUUUUGUUUUUUUUUUUGUUUUGUUUUUUCAUAAGGGUCCCGAACUGCACAUAGGUUUGGUAUAUUACAUUUCAGUCUUGCAGGAAAGAAGAUGGCGGCUGUCAUUCAUAAUCCAUUAAAAUCGCUUGGUGACCAGUUUUAUAAAGAGGCCAUUGAACACUGUCGCAGCUACAAUGCCCGCCUCUGUGCUGAGCGCAGCGUGCGGAUGCCCUUCUUGGACUCUCAAACUGGUGUGGCUCAGAACAACUGCUACAUCUGGAUGGAAAAGCGUCACCGCCGACCAGGCCAGGCGGCGGGGCAGAUGUAUACAUACCCUGCUCGGUGCUGGAGGAAAAAGAGGCAACUCCACCCCCCCCUGGAUCCCCAGCUUCGCCUGUGUGAGCUUCGGUUAGAAGCAGAUCUUGCCCCCAAACGUGAGGGGCCGCCGGGGGAGGCCACCGCCUUGGAGGCCCUCCUGAGGGGGGACAACCUUUUGGAGAAAAAAAACAGCCUCAGUAAAGAUGAAGAGACGCUGCUGGAAAUACAGAGAGUCCUGGAGGCAGAGGAAAAUGGAGAUAGCUUGCAUGAAGAUGAGGAGCUGGAAGUUGAUGCGCCGAAGAAAAAGAACAGGAAUAGAGGCAAAAGCCGAGGAUCAACACGCAGAAGGACGGAAUCUGCCAAUGCUGAAGACCAGGACAAGCCUUACAUCUGUGACAAUAGGUACAAACAAAAGCAUAACUCAAAAAAGACUGAAGAAGUCUGUGGGAAGCGCUACAAGAACCGGCCGGGUCUGAGCUACCACUACACCCACACUCACCUGGCCGAUGAGGAAGGCGAAGAAGAGAAGGACGCAGAGAUGGCCCCGCCUUCCCCUCGCAACCCAGAUAAUCACAAACCUCAAAAGGGCUCUGAUGGCACCAUCAUUCCCAACGACUACUGUGACUUUUGCUUGGGAGACCAGGACGCUAACAGGAAGACAGGUCAGGCAGAGGAGUUGGUGUCCUGCUCCGACUGUGGGCGUUCUGGCCACCCCACAUGUUUGCAGUUCACAGAAAACAUGAUGCAGGCGGUGAGGACGUAUCAGUGGCAGUGCAUCGAGUGCAAGUCCUGCAGCCUGUGUGGUACCUCUGAGAAUGACGACCAGUUGCUGUUCUGUGAUGACUGUGAUCGAGGAUAUCACAUGUACUGCUUGAAACCUCCCAUGACUCAGCCUCCUGAAGGGAGCUGGAGCUGUCACCUGUGUCUGGACCUGUUAAAAGACAAGGCCUCAGCCCACAUAGAAGCAUAAUUGGAACCAGCGACUUAUUCUUACAAUACACAGUGUCAUGGAAAAGAUGGCUGAUCCCCCUUAAACCUUUAUGCUCAUUUUAAAAUUACAGACAAAUAAUAUUUUUUAUAGAUUAAAUGUCACUUCAAGCUUUUUUUUUUAGCAGAAAUCGUUGCAAAACCCUCAAAAGGUGUGCAGUGCAUAUGUUUUCAAUGCCCAUACUCAAAAGUUUGGGUAAAUACUUUUUACUUUUUGGUUAGUCUUAUGCAGCCUCUAGCUGGUUUUUAUUCAGUUGUUUAUUUUGUGCUGUCCAUCUUCCAAUUAACUCUCAGCUUCCCUGGCCAUGCUGAAGAAAAGCAUUGUUCCACCCCACCUCGUUUCAUCAUGGUGAUGGUGUUUAUGGGGCGAUGCGCACUGUCAGUAUUUUGACACAUGUAAUGUAUAUAUGUUCCAGAAGCUUUUGUUUUGGUUUCCCUCUGACUUAGAGCUCGUUGUUUGACAUGUUUUCAGCGUCAGCUUCAUGGCUUUUGUCAAAAUGAAGCAGCUUUUUUUGUUGCUUUCUAUCUACAGUGUCAUUAUACCUCCCUUUCGUCUUUAAGGGCAGAUUUCUUGAUGGAUACCAAUAGGUGUUGUUUUAAUAGAUUGUCCUUCCUGAUGCCUGAAGCUCCUCCAGAGUCACCGCCUUCUUCACUGCUUCUUUGGUUAAUGCUCUCUGUUUAGUUGGAUGGCCCUCGCAAAAUAUAUGUCCCAUCUUAAAGGUAUAGAGGACGAUUUUUGCAAACUUUUGAAAGGACCCCCCUCUCCAAUUUUUAAACAAUUGCACAUGUACAACCCUGUACCUGCUCAGGAGAGGGAACGUCUAUUAUUUGCAUGCGAGAGCGUGCACAAGCCCAUUUCUCCUCGUGAAUGCUCUGUUUAAAAGUUGCUGUUUGCAUCGCUCAUACAAGCUUACUUUCCAAAAGAAGAUUUGCAAAUUUUCUGCUAUGUUAGACUCACCACCGGUGAGUGAAAAUGGGGAUGAGCAGUUAGGACGGCCUUAUGUAAACAUAUCACCAGAGACAUUGACAAUUAGGAGGACCACUUAUUUUUAUGAUCCACCCAGAAAAAGAACUUCCUCCACUAUACCUUUAAGAUGAUGGAAUGAAUAGUGCUCAAUGAGAUGUUUGAAGAACUUUUUUCAGCUUUUAUCUUCUCAACAAUUGUUGUAUUUCUUGUAUCGUUUCUCUUUUAUCAGGAUUUAAAGAGUAGAAAACAGCUCUUCUCCUAACAAAGUGUUCCCAACUGUAUUAAUACUCACCUUUAGCUGCACAUGAUUUUAUGUAAAGAUAUGAAUGAAAACUCAUAUAAUCCUAAUACAAAAAAUUGGGGGAGUUAAAGGCUGAAUACUUUUUUGCAAGGCCCUGUACACAAAAAGUGUUUGUUAUUACAUAUUAGCAGUUCAAUGUACCGUAUGCACAUGAGUGGAGAAACCCUUUCUAAACAGGCUUUAAAAAUGCAGGGACUUCAGACAGCUCAUGAAACCACCCCACAUGCACACAUUCCAGCACAUUAGCAGGCACAGGGCAGCUUCCUGUUUAAGGAGACGAAACCUUUUUCCUCCCAUUUAGCAAAGCAAUACUCCACAGAUGCAUAUGUCAUCAGAGUGCAACCUCAACCACAGGUCAACGAAAAGCAAGUCUGCCGUUUAAAUACAUCUCUACCUCACCAAGUGGAAGUCAAGGAGCCAAUGCAGGAUUGUUAACCCAUUUUAGUACCUGUCUGUUGAAUUUAGAUGCUAAUUUGAAAACAAACCUAUUUAGGAUGUUUAGAAGGUGUUUGCUAAAGCCCUACCACCUUCUUUUCUUUCUGCUCUGAGGUUUCCAGCUGAGAAAAACCCGGAUCACUUUGACUGAUGUUUGUUUAAAGUGUCCCUCCAGCUCGCCAGCUCCACUGCUGUGUUUAGACUCUGCAGUGACAUUUCUGUUUUAUAUCUGGAAAGAUUCUGCACCAGUUUCCCCCAUGUUUCACAAGGGUUUUGUCAAGCCAUGAAUUUACAUCAAAAGCCAGAGGAAAGAAGGGAUUAAAAAAACCCUCAUCUGUCGUUCAUUUUUUAAAUCCAUGCCUGUUUUCUGUACGAGUAGAGUUAGUGGUGUUUGUGGUGCUCACUGGUGACUUCAAACAGAUGAAUUUACCUUUACUUGUAAUUAUGAAUCUGUCGUUGAUAAUAGGUCAGUCUUGCUGUCAGUGACUUCAUUCAGUAUAAAUCAUAGUUCUCCAAACUGUUAUUGUUCCUAUCUUAACAAAACACUAUUUACACUAUAGCUGUGUCAUCUUGUUAAAAAAAGCACGGCUUAGAUCUUGUCUAAACUCUAAAGGAAUGCAAACAAAACUGCCAAAAAACAAAAACAUCUGUUGUAUCAUCACUAAAGCAAAGCUUUACUCUGGUUAUGUUUUAAAAAUGUACAAACCCUUAAAUCUUUCCCUUCUGUCUCUUUUAAAAUGUUUAAUCAUUCUGUUAAACUCCAGGAUAAACUUGCAUUUCAUUAGCAAUUUAGUAUGAAGUAAAUAUUUUACCCAUUUUAAGCUCAGGAAAACAAGCAUAGGAAUAGAGCAACUUAAACCUAUAAUCCUGAAGAAAAAAAAGUUAGGCAGAGAAUAAAAAAAAAAAAAGUUUUUCUGCAUGAUGUAGGUGUUUGGACGGAGACAGCGCCAAAAACUGGCUGAUUCUCUUUCUUAUGAUCAUUUCUGUAUUGAUUUAGUCAUUUUUUUAAGCAUCAUUAUCUUAGCUAAGAUAACUGCAACAAAAGAUGGAUUUAUUACAAAGAUUUUAACAUGUCGGCUGCAGAGAGUCUGUGUAAAGGAAGCAACAAUCUGGAAUUAUUCAUUAUUAAACUGCUGUUUUGUCAUUUUAAGAUGAUCAAAACAAAAAUCCAAGACGUUAUUACCUUGCAAGACAUGUGUUCAAUAUAUUAAGUUGGUGAGCUGUGCUAAGUCACAGGUUUUUUCAGUCUGAAAACAAUCAGGUAACAUUCUACACCUUUAGAAAAUCCUUUCUUCAUAUUGUAUCUAUAACUAAUGAUCAAUAAAUCUGCCUUCCUAUAUGAGGAUGUUUAUCACAAAUCUGUAGCCACUGCUGUAAAUCGCAAAACAUGUAAAUGUAAACCUCAACCUCAGGCUAUAAAAAAACAUUUACUGCAGUGCUCAUGCUGAAAAAUCUGUGAGAUGGAGUUAUGUUUGUUUAAAAGGACAAGAACUUCUUUCGGUUUAUGUAAAAAGAAUAAUUAUUGUAAUAUUUUAAGGUUUUUCCAAAAUGAAGUCUGACCAAUAAGCAACAAAACAGAGAAAAAAACGAGAACAAAUAUGUGUAUUUGUGUCAUUGUGAGUUUGUUUUUGAUACCGUUUUAUAAUGACAAUCAAAAUGUAGCAAAGAAACAGUAUGUUUAUGUUUAUAACACACAAAAAAAUGUUUUUUAUUACACUAGAUGUUUGUUCUUUUUCUUAAAAAAACACUAAGGGGAGUUUUUCUGCUAUAAUUGUAUCUGUACAUGGAGUCAGAAUUUGUGCAUUAUUUUGUUAAACUUAACUGUUCAGUUUGUCUCUUAAUAAAGACUUCUCUAUAA